CACAAUUCUCGUGAAGUGAAGGUUGACGAAAUGGCGAUAAGAAUGAGACUAGCUGCUAAAGAUGUUUUACUUCAAACGACAAGGAUUCGCUCAUCUAUAGAUUCUUGCACGUGUUCUUUUAAUACAAAUUUUUAUGGAAAAAAAUUAUUUAGGUACGAUUCUAAACUGAGUGCACUUAGAAGGUGUUUUUCCAUAUUAUCGUCCCUAAAUUGCAGUGACCCGAAUGUUGUUUAUAGCAGAAGAGAGACUUUAACUCAUUUUGGGUUUGAAGACGUUACAGAGUCUGAAAAGAAGCAAAAAGUUUAUGAUGUGUUUGCAAAUGUAGCAGAGUCUUAUGACCUGAUGAAUGACGUCAUGAGUGGUGGUUUGCACCGACUUUGGAAAGAUUAUUUUGUUAGAAAAUGUAACCCUCUGCCUGGAAAGCGACUACUUGAUGUUGCAGGUGGAACAGGGGAUAUUGCAUUCCGCUACCUAGAUGGUGUUUUAUCAAGACUGAAAAAGGAAGACGUAGAUUUAACGUCACUGUCAAAAGACAUUGUUGUUUGUGACAUAAACAAAUCAAUGUUAGAAGUUGGUAGACGAAGAGCACAGCUACUGGGAAUUGAAAAAGCUCUCAGUUUUGCUGUUGCUGACGCAGAAAAACUGCCAUUUGAAGAUGACGCAUUUGAUCUAUAUACGAUUGCUUUUGGCAUAAGGAAUGUUACCCAUAUAGACAAAGUUCUUGAAGAAGCUCAUCGUGUUUUGCGUCCUGGUGGUAGCUUCAUGUGUUUAGAAUUUUCAGAUGUAUCAAAUCCGUUUAUCAAAAGCAUUUACGAUAGCUACUCAUUCCAAAUCAUCCCUGUUAUGGGUCAAGUGAUAGCCCAAGAUUGGAAUUCGUACAAAUAUCUCGUAGAGAGCAUAAGACAGUUUCCUGAUCAGGACACCUUUUCAUCGAUGGUCGAGGAUGCAGGAUUUUCAAGUGUAACAUACGAAAACCUGCUUUUUGGAGUUGUUUCAAUACAUCGUGGUUUUAAGAUAUAAAACGAAUUGGACAUUCUUUUUUAUACAAAGAGGGACCGGCUACAAGGAAGGCUGAGUUGAAAAAUAAUCAUCAGCGUUGUUAAGACGACACCAGGAAAGAAUUAAGACUUUCAUAAUCUAAAAUAUGUAUUUGUUGCUCUUGUGGCUAAAUGUAUCUGGAGUUUCUAUUUGAAUACAGUUUGUUGU
This is a messenger RNA of Rhopilema esculentum, 1206 nucleotides long. RefSeq lists its product as uncharacterized. NCBI's taxonomy places the organism in Eukaryota, Metazoa, Cnidaria, Scyphozoa, Rhizostomeae, Rhizostomatidae. Gene Ontology annotation, biological process: ubiquinone biosynthetic process. The record is from RefSeq and is a predicted model, not a curated record. Gene Ontology annotation, molecular function: 2-methoxy-6-polyprenyl-1,4-benzoquinol methyltransferase activity.